GGGGCGCACCCAAGCCGCACACACUCUUGAGUGAGGCUCGGCGUACACAUUGCACAAUUAGGCAGCAAUCAUGUCCAGUGGAGACAAGUCCAAGUCCUCUUCCCAGACCGAUGGGAAGGCCGCACAGAGCAAGAAGUCCGAGAUCGGCCUGACUUCCUACAAGAUGCUGGUGUUCGACCAGGAGAACUUCCAGGGCCGCGUGAUCGAGAUCAGCAGCGAGGUGAUGAACAUCUGCGAGCUGGGCAUGGAGCGUGUGCGCUCUCUGCGAGUAGAAUGUGGCCCCUUCGUGGGCUUCGAGCAGAUCAACCUGUGUGGUGAGAUGUACAUCCUGGAGAAGGGAGAGUACCCCCGCUGGGACUCCUGGAGCAACUGCCAGAAGAACGACUACCUGCUCUCCUUCAGGCCCGUCCGAAUGGACCCCGAGAAGCACAAGAUCUGCCUGCACGAGGUGGGAGAGUUCAAGGGUCGCAAGAUGGAAAUCAUGGAUGACGACGUUCCCAGCCUGUUCUCCUACGGAUUCACCGACCGAGUGGGCAGCAUCGUGGUCAGCUGUGGAAGCUUCGUGGGCUACCAGUUCCCGGGUUACCGCGGCAGCCAGUACCUGCUGGAGAAGGGCGACUUCAGGCACUUCAACGAGUACGGCGCCCGCACCCCGCAGCUGCAGUCGGUGAGGCGCAUCCGCGACAUGCAGUGGCACCAACAGGGCUGCUACACCUUGUCCAGCAAGUGAGGCUCGGGGAAGGAGAGAAAGAGAAAGAGAGGCUCACAAGAAGAGGGGAAGGGGGAAAGAUGUCUGAGGUCUUCACCGCAACAGCAAAGCAAAAGGCAGGGAGAUAAGGGGUCCAGGUGAGGAUCUUCUCAUCUCCAGGUGAGGAUCUUCUCAUCUCCAGGUGAGGAUCUUCUCAUCUCAUUAAGCUGGACUCCUCCUCUCCAUUGUUUCUCUUUCUCCCCUGUGGGCGGAGAUCACUUUCCCUUUUUUUCUUUUUAUUUCCACGUCCCCCAUCUUCACACACCACAAAGGAGAAGACACCCUUUACACACCAUUCUCAGGUCAGGGUGCAAUGCAUCAUGGGAAACGGAGUCCUCCAGCACUUCCUGCCCGGACUUGUGACCUCUGUGCAUGACACACACUUUCUGCUGUACACAAUCCUGGCCUUAGUUUACAAUAAAAAAGGAACAUUCCGUGUUUCAAA
This is a messenger RNA of Entelurus aequoreus (snake pipefish), 1193 nucleotides long. RefSeq names its product crystallin, beta B1, like 1 (gene crybb1l1). Gene Ontology annotation, biological process: lens development in camera-type eye; visual perception. The transcript is spliced from 6 exons. Gene Ontology annotation, molecular function: structural constituent of eye lens. The record is from RefSeq and is a predicted model, not a curated record. Lineage: Eukaryota; Metazoa; Chordata; Actinopteri; Syngnathiformes; Syngnathidae. Bases 71 to 730 code for a protein of 219 amino acids.